AUGUCAGAAGACAGCGAAGUUCUAAAAAUUUACAACGCUUUAGUAGAUAAGCACAACUUCUCCGCAGAAUUAUUAAAAUUUAAACCUAAUACAAAAGAUUCUAAAGCCAUUAGUAAUCAAUCAAUUCGCCAAAUCCUUUCUAAAGCUUCAAAAGCAAAAACAGGAGAACUAGGCAAACUUGAUAUUUAUUAUUGUAGUGAAGAAGAAAAAUUUUUGUUUCUGGUAGAAGUUAAAGAGAAAACUUCGCAACAAAAAAAAGCUAUUGAAGAUAUUCAACAUUAUUUAAGUUUUUUUGAAGAGUUAUCCAUUGAUUAUAAAGUAGUUGGCUUAGCUAUUUCAGGAAAUAUUAGUGAGGAAGACAAUUUUAAAAUUGCUACUUUUACUAUUAAAGAAAAGAAAAUUACUCUUGUUAAACGUCUGGAAAACUUCUUGGCAAGUAAAGAAAAAUAUUUGGAUCUAUUUGUGGUUAAAAAAAACAAUGUUGAUAAAGAGACGGAUGAAAACAAAAUUAUUAGUUUAGCUCGAGAUACUAGUCGACUAUUAAGAGAAUUAGGUGGAAACGACAAACCGAUGGUUGUUGCGGGAGCACUAAUUACUCUUUGCAAACCAAUAAAGAAAGAAAAAUACAUUCGUAGUAAAAUAAGAGGAAUAAUUUCAAAAUAUAAAGAAACAUUGCAAAAAGGAGAGGAACUAUUAGAGAAUGAGGAAAUUGAAAUUAUAGGUCAAGAAAUAAAAAGUAAUUUUUUAAAAGAAGGCAAAGCUGACAAAGAAGAAGAACAUAGCGACCUGAUAAGAGUUUUAAAGGAGUCUCUUUCUGAUGCUCAACGAGACAAAAAAGUAAAAACAGUAAAUGACUCUAUUGUUUGA
This is a messenger RNA of Paraglomus occultum, 867 nucleotides long. Lineage: Eukaryota; Fungi; Glomeromycota; Glomeromycetes; Paraglomerales; Paraglomeraceae. The record is from the annotation of a GenBank genome assembly.